AUCUCGGCCAUUUGUGGCACUAUUCUCUUGGACGGAUGGGCAGGAGAAAUGUUGUUGUGAAGCAGGACGGAAGAACAGCAACUCAGUUCGGUCAGAAGUUCGGAGACGAAGCCGAUGGACGAGAAGAGGACAACUGAAACCCUAAAUAAAUUCAAUCCUUACCCCAUUAAUCGCACCGAACCUCUAUAUUUAUUGCCCGCUAUAAGCUCACUCGUCCCUUUGCUCCAUCGCUCGAUUCUUUCUUUCGGAUUUGAGCAUCGAACUAGUUGAUGGUUUUUGAAUUGUAAGAGGAGGUCGCCCUCGUUUGCUUCUUUUGCCGCCGGAGGCGUUCCCUGCGAGUGAGAGGCAGCCGAGGGCCAGCCGAGGGUUCUAAUUGGAGGAGAGCAAUGUCGUCGGCUGCGAUAGCUCUCAAUCCAAUUGGGGAGGAUUUAUCUCUUUCCUCCUUCAAACGGUCGGCUCACUGCUCCCCAGAGCCGAUCCUCGUCUACCUUGCGGUACCUGGUUCGUCCGUGAUCCCAAUGCCAGUCUUCGAAUCAGACUCCAUUUCCUCGGUUAAGCUGCGCAUCCAAAGAUGCGGGGGCUUCAUGUUCAAGAAGCAGAAACUGGUCUUCGAUGGUCGGGAGCUUUCAAGGAACGACUGCCUUGUAAGGGACUACGGCGUUUCUGACGGAAACUUGCUUCACCUCGUCAUCCUCCUUUCUGAUCUUGGAUUUGUUACAGUGAAGACUGUGUGCGGAAAAAAAUUUAAAUUUCAUAUUGAAAGAAACCGCACGGUCUCCUAUGUCAAGCAACAUAUUGCCAGGAGGGGCAAGGAUCUUGUUGAUCUAGAGAACCACAAGCUUUGCCAUGAUGGCAAGGAGCUUGAUGAUCAUUUGAUGAUUCAGGAUAUCUGUAGCUAUAAUGAUGCUGUGAUCCAUUUGAUUGUGCGCAAGUGUGCUAAAGUCAGGACUCAACCGAUUGACAAGGCCUUAAAUCUUUCAAUAUUAGCUCCAACUGCAACUGAUAAGGAAGAAUGCAAGAAACCAUUGAAAAGGGAGGUUUGGAUUGAGCCAUUUGCUGUCAACCCUAAGAUUAUAUUAUCACCAGUAAUCAAGAAACUUAUUCAAUCUGCAUUGGCUGGACUAAAGAAGGGGAAUCCUCCUGUCAUGUCCUCUGAAGGUACAGGCGGUGCAUAUUUUAUGCAAGAUGUUUCAGGGAAAGAAUUUGUGGCUGUUUUUAAGCCAAUUGAUGAGGAGCCAAUGGCAGAGAACAACCCAAGGGGGCUUCCCCUAUCAUUGGAUGGAAUUGGAUUGAAGAAGGGAACACGAGUUGGGGAGGGGGCACUUAGGGAAGUUGCAGCUUAUUUGCUCGACCAUCCGAUUAGUGGGCGUCGAACAUCAAUGUGUGAUGAGUUUGGUUUCUCUGGUGUUCCUCCAACAAUAAUGGUUCAGUGCCUUAGUGAUUGUUUUAAUCAUUCAAAACAAUUUGAUCGUGCUACGCCGGAUUUCAAGGUUGGGUCAAUGCAGAUGUAUGUGAAGAAUUGUGGGAGUUGUGAAGAUAUGAGCCCAAGAGCUUUUCCUGUGGAGGAGAUUCAUAAGAUCACUGUGUUAGAUAUAAGAUUGGCUAAUGCAGAUAGGCAUGGUGGGAAUAUUUUGUUUUGCAAAGAGGGAGAAGAAGGGAGAAUUGUGCUGGUCCCCAUCGAUCAUGGGUAUUGCCUUCCUGAGGAUUUUGAGGACUGCACAUUUGAAUGGCUUCACUGGCCUCAAGCCCGUAUACCUUACAAUGCUGAAACCGUCGAGUACAUAAAAUCACUAAACGUAGAAGAAGACAUCGAGCUUCUCAGGUUUAAUGGUUGGGAGUUGUCAUCUCUUUGCGCUCGAACUCUUCGAAUUUGUACCAUUCUUCUCAAAAAAGGUGCAGAAAGAAGCCUUUCUCCUUAUGAGAUUGGAAGAGUCCUCUGCAGGGAAACACUCAAGAAAGAAUCAAAGAUCGAAGGCAUGAUCCGCAAAGCAAAGGAAGCCAUUCUUCCUGAGACUUGUGAGGCUGCUUUCAUGGAAUCCAUCUCUCAACUUAUGGACCGUUAUCUUGAUGAGCUUGCUGAAUGAUCAAAUUAUGAUUUAUAUAAAUAGAUAGAUAGAUAUUCAUAUAUAUAUUAACUAGAUAUUUGCGAGGCAUUUUGUUAUUGAUAUAUGGGCAUAAGGUCUUUAUCUACUGCCCCUUCUUCCCCUCUGUUUAGGUUAAUUUGGUCAUGCAAUGACCGGAACUUAAGAGGGGGGAGGUUCUUGUGCUGCUGAGCUGCAGUUCUUAUCAGUUAGCUUUUUCUUUCUUCUGUUUUCUGAACAAUUUUUUGUUCUGGGAGAGGAUGGAAAUGAGCUCAAGAUCCUUGUAAUUUUUCUCAUUUUGGUGGUGCUUUUGGCAAGUAGAAUAAAUUGGGAUCAUUUUAUUUCCCAUAUGUAUACUUUUGCAGACUAUUUUGAGUUAUAUGAGAUCUGGUGAUGCUUUUUUUU
Messenger RNA from Dendrobium catenatum, 2486 nucleotides. Its product is annotated as phosphatidylinositol 4-kinase gamma 4. The coding region runs from base 387 to 2084 and encodes 565 amino acids. The record is from RefSeq and is a predicted model, not a curated record. Lineage: Eukaryota; Viridiplantae; Streptophyta; Magnoliopsida; Asparagales; Orchidaceae. The transcript has 3 exons. Gene Ontology annotation, molecular function: protein binding.